Anopheles darlingi is the source of this 3912-nucleotide messenger RNA. It is a transcript of the gene IP3K1, whose product is annotated as inositol-trisphosphate 3-kinase homolog. The record is from RefSeq and is a predicted model, not a curated record. Gene Ontology annotation, cellular component: cytoplasm; nucleus. The coding region runs from base 1798 to 2985 and encodes 395 amino acids. Gene Ontology annotation, molecular function: inositol tetrakisphosphate kinase activity; inositol-1,4,5-trisphosphate 3-kinase activity. Gene Ontology annotation, biological process: inositol phosphate biosynthetic process. Lineage: Eukaryota; Metazoa; Arthropoda; Insecta; Diptera; Culicidae. The transcript is spliced from 4 exons.
CUCCGCGGUGGAAAGACGCGAUUCGUUCCCAGCACGGCACAACACCGAGCGGACCGAGUAAAAGCAGAUAGAAAAUACAGUUUUUCGAACAGUACGCGCUACAAAGCCCCCUGUCGGAAUCGGACUCUUAUCAAUCCCGCGAAGAACCGAACCGAACCGAACCGAACCAAACGCAGCAACAACAGUAGCAAGUCUAGUGGUUAGUCCAGUUGUGUUGUUAACCUGCAGCAUUUUGCACCUUCGACGUCGCCGCAAGAGUUGGGUGGGAUCAUCUUCCAACCCCCAUUCCACUCUUCCAUCCAGUGUUUCACGCGACAGCGAAAGGCUCACAGUGAAGGUGAACGCUUUAAAGAGAAACUGAGCACGCUCGAGUGACGAUCGGUUUUGUCGUGGUGUGUCCGGGGUUUACGGCAGCAGGAGAAGGUGAUCUCGAAGAAGAGUGAAGAUAGUGAAAGUGGCACGGUGGUCGCACCCUUCGCGUUACACACAGUGGCUGAUUGUGUGCAGGGCCUGGUAACACACGCCCCUAUCAGCAGCAGCUCACCCAGGUUGCGAUUACUGCUCCACAGCUUCCAAAUAGCAGGAAAAGAAACGCCGCAUCUCCAUCCCCAUCGGUGAGGUGCCGGCGCUCUAGGUAAACGAAUCGAAAGCAGCACCAAGCCAGCCAGCCGGCCAGCCAGCAUUGCGUUGCGUUGUGUUAUUUGCCCAGUUCGCAGUUGGUCUAGGCAGCUACCUAGUGGCGGUUAGUUCCAAAAGGGGAAGGAAGGAUAAGAUAGUUCACGGGCCAACCGACCGAGCACACACCUUGUGCACCACCUACCAGUGAUUACCCAAUCAAUAUUAGCCGUGAGUAAACGGAUUGUGCCACAUUAGAAGCGGUGCAGGGCCAUCGGCAAACCGCGACACGGCCGUGUCGUGCGAGGCAGCCUCUGUGUGUGCGCUUUCCCGGCAAAAGGUCUGCCCUAGUAUCGCCGGGGGUCGUCCGAUGUUUGUGAAAAAUAUUUACAUUAACCCAUGGUAAUCCCCACCUAACAGGAGUGGCCCAAGCCUGGUUAUACCCUCGACAGUGGGUGGGAAUGUGUGUGUGUGUGUAAUCUAAUCAGAAAAACAAGAGCAUAAAUUGCUAAUCCCCAAUACGUAGUGCGGUCGAAGUGAGGCAGCAACCCUACUCCAGGAAUCGAGAAACCUGCCCCUCACUCAGUGCAUCCUAGUAAACCGGUGGUGACGCUUCAGCAAUCGAACCGCUCGUCGCUUGCUAGUAGCCUGUGGCGGUAACCAAGUGCUAUAAGUCCUUUAGUGAUAUCCAGUGCGAAUGCGUGCCUGAAUGUGUGUGUGUGUAUGUGUGUAUUUGAACAAUCGUCCCACUAUACAUUCGUUCGACGAUCGACUCACCAUCAUAACAAACCUGUUUUACGCCCAACGUCAACCCCCCGUGCGCCCUACGAUCCGGACGGGCGGUCCAUUUUCGGACUUAAUGUUAUGAGCUUCUCCACUCCCAGACCGGAUUCACGGUAGUAUCGGCUAGCAGAACGGCUAGCCGGUUGCUUCGUCUGGACGGAGACACGAGAGAGAGGUCGGACAACGGGGAGAACCGUUCCGACAUUUGCACAUUCCAUAACCGGGGUGCAAAAACAAAGUCACAACAAAAUACGCGUGCCUCUGGCAGCGCCACCCGAACGACCGAACACCUCGAGCAGAAACCGAGCGGCGACCAAUCGACGUCACCCGGUUGUCGCACCGACAACAUCCGGAAGCAAACAGCAGCCAGCAGCCACAACUGGGGUCGUCCCGCACGGUAUGACUUCUUCGAUUUUCCUCACCAUGGCAGGAUGGACCAGUGACAAGUUUCGGCUCUCCUGUCUCGACAACAAUGGACUCAAGCGUACCCUGCUGAAGAUGCUGAUACUGGACAAUGGCACCAAGAACACGAACAUUGAAACCGAGCGUGGUGCGGCAGAGUAUCGCGUCGAGCAGGGCAACAACGCCGCCAACAACAAAUCGCUGCUCAGCUUUCUCGCAAUCAAUGCCCUCGAACUGAGCGCACCGGCCAGUCCGGUCCUGUUGGAAUGCAACGCACCAGCCGUACCAUCGGGAUGGUUACAGCUAUCCGGUCAUCCGAAAAGCAUCGCACCGGUCGCCAAUGGGAUCGUGCGAAAGCGUGUUUCCGGUCCUCAUGAUACCGAGCUGCUUGCCUACCGUCAGCUCAUGAUCGAUCCGCACGCGGUCAAGGUAGUGCCCAAGUUCUACGGUGUGCACCAGUGCUUCCAGAGUGGUGGCGAAACCGGUGCCGGUGGACCGCAGUGUUUCAUCGAGCUGCACAACAUGCUGCACGGUUUCGUCGAUCCGAACGUGAUGGACAUCAAGAUGGGCUUCCGCACGUUCACCGAGAGCGAGGUGAGCAAUACGGCCCUGCGAGAGGAUCUCUACCGGAAGAUGGUGGCGGUCGAUCCGAACGCACCGACGGACGAGGAGCAUCGGGCACGGGCCAUCACCAAGCUACGGUACAUGCAGUUCCGCGAGAACAUGUCGUCGACGCAGGAGAAGGGCUUUCGAAUCGAAGCACUCAAGAUGCGGGGCUGUACGCCCGUGACCGAUCUGAAGACGAUCAAGACGGACCGACAGAUUCAGGGCACGAUCGGGCACUUUGUCGGUGGUCGGCGUAGCGUAGCGAAGGACAUCCUCAAGCGGCUGAAGCAGAUGCGAACAGCGAUCGAGAAGUCAAGCUUCUUCGGCCGGCACCAGGUGCUCGGUAGUAGCGUGUUCAUCGUCUACGAUGACCAUCAGGUCGGUGUGUGGUUGAUCGAUUUCGCCAAGGCCUUACCGCUGCCCAAGGGCACCAAGGUGACGCACCGGGCCCGCUGGCAGAUGGGUAACUGUGAGGAGGGGUUGCUGCACGGUUUCGACGAGCUCAUCCGUACCAUGGAAGCGGUUCAGCAUAAUGUGCACCAGCAGCAGCGCCAUCCGUCACGGGCUAGCGAGGUCUAACUGCUUCCACGAUCAGAUGACGAGUAAUAGCAGCAGCAGCAGCAGCAGCAGCAGCAUCAAAAACCCCUCGAAGGCCGGUUCCCUCAGUGUACCGUCAGCCGAACUGAAACUAGUCAACAUAAUGUGUGUUAAAAGGAAAUCCGAUGAUCUAAGCAUACAGAUUUGUGCACGAUGUAGCCCGCCCACCCGACCCGGGAUGCAGGAUUUAUAAGAUAGUUUGCCCUCGUGCCGAGAAGACUGAAACCAUUUCACAGCAUGGCGCACAUGCAAUGUCGCGGUGCGGUGAAGGUGUUUGUAGCGUGUUUAGGGUCGGAUUAACCGAUUUUUUUUCCAUAUUGGAAAAGGCGUUUAUUACUAUUAUGAUAUGUACGGCCAAAGCAGGGAACAGAAUGAACAGAAGCCAAACCAAAAAGAGAGAUGGCACCGUAUGGCUGCAAAAUGAAUGAACGGAUAGCAGAGCAGCGAGCGUAGAAGUCGAUCCGGUCUCGAUUCCGGUUAAAUACGAGUCGACAUUAGCGUUUAUUCGAUGCUCCUGCAUCCAAAAUAUUGAAAUCAUGUCGAAGUAUCGCUAUAAUGAGUUCCCCUUAAUGUUGCAUUUUAUAUUUAAAAAUGAAAAAGAAUCUAUAUGCGCAAGCAGAGCUAUUUGUUAAUAAAAUAAAACGGUUAAACUAUUAUUGUCUGAAACGACGAGCGUUCAAUUCUUUGGUUUCCUAUGAAUAUUGCAUUUUUUUAUCAGCGCAUAUUUACGUGAGGCAGCACAACAGCGUGAAGCUCAGGAGCACUGCCAUGAACCGUGCGCUGACGAGAUGGCCCCCCUCGUCGAAGGCCAACGACUUCGUUCGUGACAGGUUUUCCAAGAUGAUGUGCCGCCUGAGGAUCGAUGUUGAAGCAUAUUUUGCUUUUUUUUUAAAUAAAAUCCUAUCACAU